AUGACUAGUGGUAUUGACAAGGAUAGGAUGCUAAGUGAUACUGAUCACGAAGGAAAUAGCAUUAUACAUCUCACAGUAAGUCUGGGAUCCCCUCCCAGCACUCCCCUGGUGUUAGGAUGUCCUCAGCGAGCGCAGUAUGACUCUUAUCCAUAUCUCUGGCAACUACAAAAUUCUGAGGGGAAGACAACAGCACAAGUAUUUGAGACGAACCAUGCGAGUGUACACGAAAAGGCUGAGAAAACUAUGAAGGAAAUGGCCAACAGUGUGUUGAUUGUGUCUGUCCUCAUUGGUACCAUAAACUUUGCUGCAGUUUUUACUGUCCCUGGAGGUUUCAAUCAAGACAGCGGAGCCCCGUUUAUCUCAAGAAUGUUGAUGUUCUACUUAGCUGGAGGGCUGUUCUCCUCUCUGUUCACCGUGGGGACUCUGCUUGCGAUUAUCUUUUUGCGAUUUGCAACUGAGGGUUUUUAUGCUGCCCUGCCCUUCAAGUACGUAGUCACCGCAAUUGCCAUGUUCUACUCCCGCGGGCUUCACAAUCGUAGCAUGUUGCCAAGCAUAUAUAGUGGAGCAUGUUGUGCUAUUGUUUGCUUGUCUUCUGAUGGCCCUUGUGUUCCUGGAUACAUCAUAUCUGAUGUUCGACUACAUGUAUUAUGUGAUUCGUUAUUCACUUUCUUAUAG
Messenger RNA from Coffea arabica (coffee), 675 nucleotides. RefSeq lists its product as uncharacterized. The record is from RefSeq and is a predicted model, not a curated record. Gene Ontology annotation, cellular component: membrane. Lineage: Eukaryota; Viridiplantae; Streptophyta; Magnoliopsida; Gentianales; Rubiaceae.